Cololabis saira (Pacific saury) is the source of this 3485-nucleotide messenger RNA. RefSeq names its product phosphodiesterase 5A, cGMP-specific, a (gene pde5aa). Gene Ontology annotation, molecular function: protein binding; 3',5'-cyclic-GMP phosphodiesterase activity. Bases 141 to 2975 code for a protein of 944 amino acids. Gene Ontology annotation, biological process: signal transduction. The transcript is spliced from 20 exons. The record is from RefSeq and is a predicted model, not a curated record. Lineage: Eukaryota; Metazoa; Chordata; Actinopteri; Beloniformes; Belonidae.
GCAACGGCUUCUCAAGGGAAGUCGUUCGUGCGUCUCUGCCUUUGACCCGUGGUUAGUUUGCGGGUCGACCUCCAGGUGAUGCCCAGCCGACCCGCCUCUGAUCCGAAGCAGCGGAGCUCAUCUCGGAGCCUGGCGGGCUGAUGGAGCCGGGCAGGCGGAGUCCCGGCGCGCGUCCCGGGGCGCGUCCUCCUGGCGCAGACGCGUCUUUACGCGCGGCCCCGGGUCCGGGGAGCGACUCGCCCCUGAUCCACGGGACCGGCUGGCAGAUCCAGGGGACCGGGUGGCUGUUCUCUCCCCUGUGGAGCCCUCGCAGCAAGAUGCGCGGGAGCGACGUGUCCAGCGACCAGGCGUGGCUGGAUGACCACUCCGACUUCACCCGGGCCUACUUUUCACGCAGGACUUCAGUGACGAGUGGUCCCCCGGGAGAGAUCCCUCCACUGAUGCCCAGGUUGCCCAGGAGCAGCUCGGACCACGCCGGCCUGCUCAUGAUGUCUCCUCGUCGGACAUCCCUCCCCGUGAGCAGCUCGCACCUGGAGAUCUCCUCCACCCGAGAGAGGCUCAAACCCCUUCCUCCCAAUCUCAGCACCCCCGAGUGGAUGGAUCAGCUCUGCCAUUCCCCUUGCUCCCCUCGCUCCCCUCGCUCCCCCCGCUCCCCCCGCUCCCCGCGCAUGUGUCUGUCUCCUCGACGACCACUUUCACCCAUUUGCCCUUUCUCCCCUGACUCGCCCUACGCCCCACACGCUCUGCCACCGGCCGCAGUAAAGACAGCGGUCUGUGGCCGUGGCGACGGGUGUCCCUGGAUGAUGGGGCUCCUGGGCGGAGGCCUGAGAUGGAUGGGCUCCGUAGCGGAACUCUGCCAGGGGGUUGUCGAUCAUACCGGAGAGCUGCUGGCAGCCGAGGGGUGUUCCCUCGCACUUGUGAGGAAAGACUGUGGUGGGAGGAGCAACUUGGAGGAGGUGAUCGCCUUAACAGCUCUGGGGUGCUUGAGCGAGGCCACACUCUACAGCCAAGCACAUCAGGAUCUCCUGAAGGGUAUCAUGGAGUGCGCAUUGGCCACAGGUUCACCGAUGAACCUGAGGGAUGCAUCUGAGGAUCCUCGAUUCAACAUAGAAAACAAUCAGCUGUCAAAGAUUAAGACCGUUUUGAGUGUUCCCAUCAAGAACCACAGAGGAGAGGUAAUUGGUGUUGUGGUGAUGAUAAACAAAAGAAAUAGCUGUGAUGGGUCCCUCUCUGCCUUUACUAACUUGGAUGAAAAGGUGCUGUCCAAUCACAUGGAUAUGCUGGGGAUGGUUUUAGAUAACGUCCAGUUGUACGAGAGCUCAAGACAAGAAGCUAAGCGCAGCCAGGCUUUGGUUGAGAUGGCUCGGGUUUUAUCGAGGGAGCACCAUUCCUUCGAGGCUCUGCUGAGCAAGAUGGCUUCCACAAUCAUGCCCUACACACACGCUCAGUACUGCACCAUCUUCAUCCCCAGCGAUCAAACAUCAGUCUUGGCCAGCGAGAUUUCAUUCUCACGCGUGAUCCACUUGGAGUGUGAGGAGCUGGGAUCAACCUGCCAGGUCUACAGAAGGGAGCACGACAUCAGUGGUCUGGAUCCAUCAUAUGCCUGUCAGACGCUCAGGACUAUGGAGACACUCAAUAUGGCAAAGAGUCCCGUGGAGUCAGUGAGGAGUAUCAUCUGCUGCCCUGUUAGAAAUGAGAGGUCUGAAAAUGUCAUUGCCGUGUGCCAGCUCAUGAACAAACGGAGCAGAGACUCGAAUGAAUUGGAAGCCUUUAAUCGAUAUGACGAGCGGCUCUUGGAGGACCUGGCCGUGUACUGCGGCUUGGCUUUGCAGUACACCCAGGCUGUCAGGAUCACUGAGGUCCGCAGGGCCAGUAUAGAGGUCACACAGGAGGUUCUUGCAUACCACAUCACCGCAGCAGAGCAGGAAAUCCAGGCACUGCAGAAGGCCACGAUUCCAUCUGCUCAGUCCCUGAAUAUUCUGGACUUCCACUUCUCGGACUUUGGCCUCCCAGAGGACAUGACCACCCAGGCCACUGUCCGGAUGUUCCUGGACCUGAACUUGGUGCAGGAUUUCAACAUUGAUUACAAGAGUUUAUGUCAGUGGGUCUUGAGUGUGAGACGUGGCUAUAGGAGCAACGUACCCUAUCACAACUGGAGCCACGCGCUGAGCACGGCUCAAAGCAUGUUUGCCAUACUCAUGGCCACGGACCAGCUCCAGAACAUUUUUUCCCGCUUGGAGGUUUUAGCAUUGAUGAUAGCCUCCCUAAACCACGAUAUUGACCACAGGGGGGUCAGUAACUCCUACAUAGAAAGGUCUCAACAGCCGUUAGCUCAGUUGUAUGGACACUCCUCCCUCGAGAACCACCACUAUAACCUGUGCCUCUUCAUUCUCAAUAACAAAGGGAGUCAGAUUCUCAGGGGUCUGUCACCGGAGGACCACAAAGCUCUGCUGCACAUGAUCAAACGGGCAAUUCUUGCCACCGACCUCAACGUCUACAUGCAGAGAAGAAAGGACUUCUUUUCUCUUGCUGAGAAAAGCAGGGUGAACUGGAAGAGUGAGAAACAAAGAGAUUUGCUCAGAUCAAUGCUGAUGACAGCGAGUGAUCUCUCGGGCAUCACAAAGCCUUGGCCUGAACAGAAAAGGAUUGCCAACCUGGUUGCCAUGGAGUUCUUUGCACAAGGAGACAAGGAGAGGGAAGAGUUCAAAAUCAAACCCAUUGAUAUAAUGAAUAGAGAAAACAGCAAGCGUCUGCCCUACAUGCAGGUUGAAUACAUCGAUGACAUCUGCUAUCCACUCUAUAAGGCCGUGUCAACACUGUUUACCACCUGUUCUCCGCUGCUCAACGCUUGUAAGAAGAACAGAGAAAACUGGCUGCAGCAUGCUGAAAACCCAGACGAAGAACGUAACAAUGACAGCAGUUUAAUUUUGGAGGCAGAUGAAAGCAACGAGGAGGAAACACAGACUAAAGAAUGAACUGAAUAAACAGAAGACGUGGGGUUUUAGAAAAGAGAACUGUUUCCAAGCAAUCUGUUGAUCUCCGCCUUCCUUGGAAAACAUUAUAGCUGAUUUCUGAUCUGGAGCUCAUAAUCACCACAUGCAUAUGUAAUUUAGCAGCUAUGUACCAAAGAAAUGUAGAUCAGUGUGCAAUAUAACAGAUGUACUGUAAACUCUGUCAAGUCGUUGAUACAUGUCAUUGGCUGUGACGCUGUGAAUGCCUGCCAAAUGCAUUUGAUCAUUUCCACUCUGCAGACUAUCUGAAGGCCUGUAUUUAUUUAUUUUUGUUCAUCACAACUGCGCUGAGAUUUAUGCAUUUGCAUAUGAACUAUUAACUUCUGCAAUGUGUGUGCAGAUAUGUUUUUUGACAUUUUGUGAUUUUCUUCUUAUCUUCAACUUUUAGUGGAGUUUGAUUUGUACUGAGAUCUACAAACAUAUAUAUUAAUGAAGGGUUACUAAUCACUAUUCACCAUACUGUGUAUACACACA